UGGGAAAUAGUGCUGUCACACUGUGGUGUAAGGAUGUUGGAGAGGGAGCUGUCAGGAGCAGGCUUCGAAAAGUCCAGCAAAUUGAUUAAAUCUUUACCACCUGACCUGUUUGCUGAACUGUGUCAGCAAAUUGUUACCUAUCUGCAGUGUCAGAGUGUUGGAGUGGAUCAGAUUCAUUUUUGUCAGAGAUUUCAAGCGGUUGGUGUGGAAACCAGCGCUGAUGAAGUUAGAAAUGUGAUCAAUGCAGUGACCUGCCUUUUCAGUACUGCUGCAAAGCACAGACUUUCAAGUGAUGCACUAUUAAAUUUUGUUGUAAACAAAUACAAAUUGCCAAAGCAGAUCUUGCAAGUCAUCCGUCAUGUGUGGAAUGAGGAGGGAAAAACUCUGUUAGAGAAUGAAGGAUCCAAAGAUUUGUUACCGGCCUUGCAACUUGUCGAUUUUCAGUGGAAAAUUGGAAUGGCAGUUAGUUCAGACAACUGCCGAUCCCUAAAUCAUCCAUAUGUGACUGUGUCAUUAAAAGUGGCAGAUUCUUCUGGUCAGGUCACAAAUAAAGUCUUUGAGAUGUCUAUUGCUGAGUUUCAGAAUUUUCACAAACAAUUCAAAGAGAUGUCUGCUGCUUUAGAAACUGUUUAA
Molecule: messenger RNA, 633 nt
Organism: Staurois parvus
Lineage: Eukaryota; Metazoa; Chordata; Amphibia; Anura; Ranidae
Source: the annotation of a GenBank genome assembly